This is a messenger RNA of Brugia pahangi, 213 nucleotides long. Lineage: Eukaryota; Metazoa; Nematoda; Chromadorea; Rhabditida; Onchocercidae. The record is from the annotation of a GenBank genome assembly.
AUGUAUGAAUCUAUAACUAUUGAUAAAUUAGCCCAGCACAAGCAGAACGAUUCUAUUUCCGAUAAUGAUCUUGAGUCAGUCACUGAUCCAAUUGAAGGCCAAAAAUUAUCUCUUUGUCAAAUAAAAUCUAUACACUUGAUCUUGCCGCAAAAUUUGAUGAAACAGCGUAGAAGACCAGGAAUCGAGAGCCGACAGAUUUUUCUGCUCUUUUAG